GUGAAUAGAGACAGACUGAGAACAGGCCAGAGUUUCACAAACACACUUUCAUGAAAUAAACUCAUGAAAUAUCAGCUGAACGCAUCGCUUAACAACAUACACUACAAUACACCGCACAACACCUCUGAAGCGCGGCAGACGGAAGAAAGUGCUCGGAGGAGAUGAGAUGCGCGCUUUACUCUUCUAAACUAGUUUAACUAGCUCUACACGCGAGAAGAAACGUGCUGUUUGCUGCAGGUCAUGGCGCAGGAGAGUGCAGUGCAGUAUGAGCCGGUGGCGGAGAUUGGUGGUGGUGCUUAUGGGACUGUGUACAAGGCACGAGAUAAAGACAGCGGGCAGUUUGUGGCUCUGAAGAGUGUGAGAGUGCAGACCAAUCAGGAUGGCCUUCCCCUGUCCACGGUGCGAGAGGUGGCGCUGCUCAAACGACUCGAGCAGUUCGACCAUCCCAACAUCGUUAGGCUGAUGGAUGUGUGCGCCACACUCAGAACAGACCAGGAAACUAAAGUGACUCUAGUGUUUGAACACGUGGAUCAGGACCUCAGGACGUAUCUGGAGAAAGUGCCGGCACCUGGACUGCCCAUCGAACGGAUCAGAGACUUGAUGCAGCAGUUGCUGUGUGGUCUGGCGUUCUUGCACUCAAAUCGAGUUCUCCAUCGUGAUCUGAAGCCGGAGAACAUUUUGGUGACCAGCAGAGGACAGGUUAAACUGGCUGACUUCGGUCUGGCACGGAUCUACAGCUGCCACAUGGCACUUACACCGGUGGUGGUGACGUUGUGGUAUCGCUCUCCUGAGGUGCUGCUCCAGACCACAUACGCCACACCGGUGGACAUCUGGAGCACCGGCUGUAUCUUCGCUGAGAUGUUUAAACGCAAACCUCUGUUCUGUGGAGAUUCAGAGGUGGACCAGCUGGGCAAGAUUUUUGCGGUGAUCGGCCUUCCGGCUGAAGAUGAGUGGCCCACUGAUGUCACUCUGUCCUGGCAGAACUUUAGCCCUCAAACCCCUCAGCCAAUCACAGACUGCGUUCCUGAGAUCAGUGAGAAGGGGGCGGAACUCUUAUUGGAAAUGCUGACAUUUGACCCGUUGAAACGAAUCUCUGCGCUGAAUGCUUUGGAGCAUCCAUUCUUUACAGAAUGACCACUUAAUUCCCAUCAUUCAUUGCAGUUCGAAGUCUCAAAUGCAGACUGGACCAUAAAGAGUGUUUUUCUACCGCAUAACUAAGGACUGAAUAUUCAACCAUACCCAACUGUGUGCCUAAACGUAUUUCUCUGUGAGUUUAUCAAGUUAUUUCAGUGUUGUACAGGAUGAGCGAGCAUGAUGAUAGACAUGAACUUUUAAGUGUCAUAUUUCUCUGCCUUUACAGUGUGUUGUGGGUCAUUGGAACAUUAUCAUUAGCAGGUGCUAUAAGGCUGCAUUACAUUCUGGUGGGAGAGCAGUGUUUGUGUGUGUGUGUGUGUGUGUGUGUGUGUGUGUGUGUGUGUAAGACUGUUAUCCUGUGUCCAGCAUCAGUGUGCUGGUUUUACUGCCGCUUUGUAUGUUUCCACCAGACAAAACAGAUAAACCAAAAUAAUGGCCCCUACAACUCACUGAUUAGGGAUCAGGAUUAUGUCCUCACUGUGUAAAGUCUGCUAAAGGUGGGCGUACACGGUGCGAUUUUUGAGGUCGUACGAGCUCGCAUGCGAUUUUUUUUUUUUGGUUAUCGGAGGAAAUCGUCUCUUCUCGUAUGGUCGGGGCUCGUAUGGUGUGUGAGAAAUUACGAGACGAGCAGAGUGCCUUACGAGCACUUCCCGACCUUACGAUCAUUUUUAAACAUGUCAAAAAACUUCGGGAGCUGUCGGAUUGAAAGCGUGACGUGUGUGCUGUUGAACGAGCCGAUUUGUUGAGCAAACUGGAAAUGACCAAUCAGAAAACCAUAUAGCAAAAGUCCUGAAGGCAGUUUUAUGAUUCUGCAUUACUGUUCUUCCACAACAAUACAACAUGUAAGUUGCAGUAUGUAUACAAUAAUACCUAAACUAUUCAGCAUUUUAACAUGUAACAACGUCACAAAUUGCAGAAACUUGCAUGACACGCAAUGAUUGUGUAAUUUACAAUAUCUUCCACGACGACGAUUAAGAAAAGAAAGUCCAUGUUGUUCUCUGCCCUUAAGCCAAACUCUAUGCCAUGCCCUUGGUUUUCUUUUCUUUUUUUGUUUUUUCGCAAGCCAUUGCUGCCACAAAGAAAAGGAUCUCUUCCUCAGAGUCCAUGUUUUUGGCGCGGAACUUCGUGAAUGUGAUUGCCUCGGAAAUCGGCAGGUUUUAAAAUCGUGACGUGUGCGUGGCCAUACGGUCUUCCGACUGUCCGAAUUCGCACCGUGUACGGCCGCCCUAAGACUGAUGCAAUACAAAAACCAUUAUAGUCGAUGAAGCAAUUCACAGCUUCCUUUUUUCUAUCAUUCUAUCAUCAUCAGUCUAACUGAAAUAAAAUGGUUUUGUUUAUAAAUAUGUGUGGAUUUUAAUUUUUUUAGUUAGUUUGAUCAUCAUACAUGAAAUAAUAACUGUUACAUGAGAUCUGGUGAUGAAAUAAAGCUGCUGACUUGAAUGGAAAAAGCUUGUAAUGUGAUGUUUGUUUGUGGGUAAGAUAUGUCAAGUGACGUCAUGUUUCUGCUGUCAUGUCAGUGGAAACGCUGGCCGAGCAGCAGCACCAGUGCAGUGGCACAGGGAUAAUGAGUCUUUUAUUGCUGGAGGAUGUCAGUCUCUGUGUGGACGCUGCUGUCAGCUGCUGGGUUUUAGAUCAUGGUUUUCAGAAGAGUUUUACACUGGUGGUUUUGCACCACCAAUGUGUAGCAUCCACCUGGAUGAUGCGACAGCAGCCAUAGUGUGCCAGAACACCCACCACACACCAGGUUAUUGAUGGAGAGGAGACAGAGUAAUGAAGCCAAUCAGUAUAUUAGGAGGCCAUGAUGGUCAGUUUUCCCAGUUUAGUUUUCCCAGGAGGUCUCACAUCCAGGUACUGAACAGUUUCAACCCUGCUUAGCUUCAGUGGGCGAC
Messenger RNA from Labeo rohita (rohu), 3023 nucleotides. RefSeq names its product cyclin-dependent kinase 4 (gene cdk4). Gene Ontology annotation, biological process: regulation of gene expression; G1/S transition of mitotic cell cycle; regulation of G2/M transition of mitotic cell cycle. Gene Ontology annotation, cellular component: cyclin-dependent protein kinase holoenzyme complex; nucleus; cytoplasm. The transcript is spliced from 8 exons. Lineage: Eukaryota; Metazoa; Chordata; Actinopteri; Cypriniformes; Cyprinidae. The record is from RefSeq and is a predicted model, not a curated record. Gene Ontology annotation, molecular function: cyclin binding; cyclin-dependent protein serine/threonine kinase activity; ATP binding. Bases 241 to 1134 code for a protein of 297 amino acids.